Molecule: messenger RNA, 5085 nt
Organism: Hylaeus anthracinus
Lineage: Eukaryota; Metazoa; Arthropoda; Insecta; Hymenoptera; Colletidae
Gene: lqfR
Product: clathrin interactor 1
Exons: 9
Coding region: 566-4936 (1456 amino acids)
Biological process (GO): endocytosis; protein stabilization; telomere maintenance via telomerase
Cellular component (GO): cytosol; endosome; clathrin vesicle coat
Molecular function (GO): Hsp90 protein binding; clathrin binding; phospholipid binding
Source: RefSeq, a predicted model, not a curated record
CGAACAAAAUUUUCGCCAAGGAAAAAGUUGCUUCAAAUCACCUCCCGAACCACCCCUUUCAAGGUGUUACAACAUUUUUGGGACACUUUGUAUACGUUUAGUUAAGGUCAACAGAACUAUUCUUCUAUCGUAUUCAACGUUUCGAGGAUUAUUUAACAAUAAUUCGUGCAGUGCUCCAUUAAAAUAAUUAAUGAAUAUACACGAUUCUUUUAGGAUUCGAAUUUUGCCGCGCUUCGAGCACACACCGCCAUUAAUGGACCAAAGGAAAAUGGCUGAAGGUUACCUGCGAGGUCAUUUCCUCCCGUAACUCAAGUCAUCGGUCCCCUUGCCAUAAUACUUCUUUCUGCACUGUCCUUCAGGUUCGUGGUUGGCAGGCGUAAAACACCUGUGACGACUAUUAGUUGAAUGGAACGUGGAAGGGAUAACAUGGCCACCGCCUGGUGACGUUCGUUCGCCGUCGCUGUCGCGAAAUCAAAUGCUCCCAAAAACAUCUGGUGAACAUUUAUCAGUGCAGGUUGCGUAGUUUUAUUCCAGUAAACGUGUAUAACAGUCUGUGUGAAGCUCGAUGAUGAACAUGUGGAAAGUGCGGGAGUUAAUGGACAAGGCGGCCAACGUGGUAAUGAAUUACACGGAAACUGAGGCCAAAGUUCGAGAAGCAACAAACGACGAUGCUUGGGGUCCCACUGGGGCAAUGAUGCAAGAACUUGCUCAGUCUACAUUCACGUACGAGCAAUUUCCUGAGGUAAUGUCUAUGUUGUGGAAAAGGAUGUUGCAAGAAAAACGAAAUUGGCGUCGAACGUACAAGUCUCUUUUACUUUUGAAUUACCUAGUUCGCAAUGGUUCCGAACGAGUGGUUACAUCGUCAAGGGAACAUAUUUAUGAUCUUAGAUCUUUGGAAAAUUAUACUUGCAUCGACGAGUUCGGGAAAGAUCAAGGAAUAAAUAUUAGGCAUAAAGUUAGGGAAUUAAUUGACUUCAUCCAGGACGACGACAAAUUACGAGAGGAGAGAAAGAAAGCUAAGAAAAAUAAGGACAAAUACGUAGGUUUAUCCAGCGAAGCAAUGGGUAUGCGAUUUGGUGGCGGAGAUAGAUGGACGGAUAGCCCGAAAUGGGGUAAAAGUAGUAUAGAUGCUUAUGCUGAUUGGGAUAGAGAAAAUCGGGCAAAACGUUUUGAAGAUACGAAUAACAGCGACGAUGGUGAAAGAGAAGAUUCAGAUAAUGAUGUUCACCCGAGUCCGAAAAGGGGAGGUAGAGAAUACAGAGAUACAAUGGACAACACAGAUCGUCUUAGUAAAACUACUUCUGUACCUACAGCUUCCACAAAUGCUUCACCUGCGCGAUUGCCGCGAACUAUUAAGAAGGUAGAUUUAGGGGCUGCUGCAAAUUAUGGAAGAGAACAGUCUAAUAAUGGUAUAUCCGGAUCGCAAAAUAAUUCUUUGUCAUUACCCAUCAAGCAAAAAAGUAAAAAUGACAUUUUAAAUGAUAUUUUUGAUUCUCAGAAUGAGAAUAACGCUAAAUCAGUUGUUGAUGACGACGAUGACUUUAAUCCAAGGGCAAAUACUCAACCUACUGUACAAAGCCAUAAUGCAAACACAGACUUUGGGGAUUUUACUAGCGCGUUCGGCAGUCCUACCGUGAAAACGAAAGACAGUAACGAUGAAUUCGCGGAUUUCACAUCUGCUUUCAAUUCUUCUGUAACAAUAUCUAAUCCUCCAGUAGUUCAAUCACAAAUGCCACAAACACAAAUAAAUUUGAUAGGAGCAACAAUACCAAAUAUUAAUAGUCCAGUGACUGAUAACGUGAAUAAUUCAAUGUUCAUGAACACUCACUCAGCAAGCACACCUUCUUUUACACCUGUAACUUCUGGAAACACAGUUCUACAAAAUUCUAAUAUGAAUAGUAAUCUGUUUGAUUCUUUACAACCGCAAGUGCUCAACAAUCAACAAACAUUAAAUAAUAAUACAGCGCCUUCAACUACGGAUCUUUUAUCAGAUUUAGAUACCUUAAAUUCUGUGACCACUGGUUCUAUUGAUAGGCGAAUAAAUAGUACCGACAAUACCAAUCUUUUCAUGAGCAUUAGUUCACCUAUCGUGGGUAGUCAUGGAGCAUACAAGAUAGAAGAAAGCUUCGUCGCUUCUGCUGAAAAUCUUUCAAAACAUGCUGCACAUCGACUUUUGGGAGAAUUAUGUUGUAUGGGUCCUAUCAAAAGCCAUAACAGUCUGAUAAAACUGAAGUCUUAUAUUUCCGAUUACAUUAAAUUCUUACCAGGAUCGUUUACGCCACAAAAAUAUACUAUGCUUGAUUUUGACCAUGAAAUCGAUUCUAUGUUACAUGGAAGAAUCUUAGAAGAAGUUAUUGAAAAGUUUGAUUAUAAUUGGCCAUUGCAAGGGAAUACAUUAGAUCCAAUAGUUAAAGAUUUAAUAAUUGUUGAUGGCGCCACAUUGCCAAUUUUCACAGAAUCUUUAUCAGCUUUAAGUUUUGCUCUGAAACAAACUGAAGAUGAGGAAAAGAUGUUUACUAUUUCGGUAAUUUUGGAAUUAUUAAUGAAAAGUGACGCUUUGUUUUCUGCAAUAAUAAAUGUAUGCAAAUGUGAAAUUCGAAGUUUAAGGCAAGAAGAGGAGUUGGAUCAGACUUGGCGAAAUGUGGUGCAAAUAUUAAUUUCGUUACCAAAUCGUGUAGCUAAUAAACUGAAAAAUAAAACCUUCGACACUUUUCUCCCACAAACGUAUCUAAAAAUUAUGAGUUUUCAUAUUGGCCGCGCAAUAUCAUUUAUAAACACUGGAUUGCAUUAUGGUAUCAACAUAGAGACAAAGCCGCUUGCAAUUUUAAUCAGCAAACUGGUAAAAACCGCGAACGUAGAACAUUUGUUGCCUUUCAUCGCCAUCUUAACAGAAUGGUGUUUCAAAAAUAAGAACAAUGAACAAAAUUUGAUACAAAGAAUAUUCAAAACAUUAGAUACACCAAGUAUAGAACCAAUAGCUGUAUUAUUUUUAAAACAUUGCGAUGUAAAAUUUGGAGUGUAUCCAAUUUUUGGUGAUGUAUUAUCCAAUUCAAAUUGGAAAUACACGUUAACAACAAAAAUUCCUUUAAUGUGUUACUAUAAUGAUGAAAAUUUAAUAAUGAAUUUAAGCUUGUACUUAUCGCAAUUUUUAGACGAAAGUCGUAUUGUAAUUGAAUUAUUAAUGAAACUUCUAGACGUUUGGGGCGACAAAAGUGCUUUGAAUCAUACUUCAGUGGAUCAACAUAAAUAUAUAACAAAACUAAUAAUUAUGUGUAUGAGAAAAUCAAAAAAUUAUUUGUCUAGGGAUGAAAAAGAUAGUAUUCAAAGAUUGCUAUUUUCUGGUAUAUCGGUUCACCUUGAAUGUUCACACAUUAUUUUACGAGCUAUAGGAAUGUGUAUCGGUGAAAUUUUCACUGAUGAAUUAUCUGAAUCAGAUAACGCGCCGAAGCUCCAUUUUGAAUAUAACAAUAUGCCAAUUGAAGCGAUAGAUUUAGUUCAGUCUUUAAAAAAAUUGGGUGCAAUAACAAACAUCUCAGAAAGAAAGGAACAUACCGAAGAGAAUUGUUUAAUUCUUAAUGACAUUGAAUUUGACACAUUAGCCGAUAAAAGACUAUACGAGUUAGGUGUGGAAUGUAGUAUUUUACUUAAGAAGAGUAUAGAACUAAAAGAGAGCAAUAGAUGUGAAGAUAUCUCUACUAUAACUAAUUUUAAAGGAUUAGCUGUACCUCAUACGAUAGUGUCAGAUAACAAUGAAAUAAUCAACGACACUGAAAAUGAUUCAGAAUUAGACAGCGAUGAUGACUUAGUACCAUAUGAUAUGUCUCAUGAUAGAAAAGUUACUGAAAAAUUACGACCAGCGUACCUACGUGAUUUACGUGAUAAUUUAGUUAAUGAAAAAAAUUCGACAAAUCCAGAUAUCUUUUCGGAAUCAUUAGAAGUUUGCGAAGAAUUAAUAUUAUCACAAUUACCCGGCGAUGAUGUAUCCUUUGCUAUUGAAUUAUUAGAACUUCUUAUUACGCUCAAAGAAUCGUGUUGUGUAGACAAUUUUGAAACAUUAACAUUUAAGUCUUGUGUAGCUAUAGUAACCAUAUAUCCCAACGAAUGUGCUGCAUUUUUAUGUCAACAAUUUUAUACAGAAGUAGAUAAAUACUCUGCAAGUCAACGAUUAUUCUUCCUAGAUGUAUUAGCAGAAACAGCAAGAAAAUUAUCAAGCAUUCCAGUUAAGGAAAAUGAAGAGAGUACAAUCGAUGAAGUAAAAUCGAAACCAAAAAGAAAAGAAAUUUCAAACAAAGUAUCACUUUUUAUUAAUAUUGAAAAAAGUCAACAGUAUAAUGUGUUAUACAGUGAUGAUUUCGAGGAAUUCGGAAGGCCAGAAGACCAGAUUGUAGAUUGGCGAGAAAUUGUUGAUAAAAGAAUUGAAUUAAACACAAAAAGAUACGCACAUAGCAUAAAAUCUUCCAAAACAUUCGAAAAUAAAUUUGCAAACGUUGCAUCUUCAUUUUUUUAUCCACUUUUGUAUAGUUUCGGUAAACAGGGUACUUGUUUAAAUAGUGGAUUGCAGAUUUUUACAGAUCAAGAAAACAUCUUAUUGAUUCGAUUUCUCAAAACCUUAUCUACAAUAAUGGUAGCAGCCCAAAAUUGUUUAUUAGCUUCUAAAAUGGGAAAAGAAAUUUUAGACUUGUCAUGGUCACUACGAUAUCAUGAUCAAGCAAAAGUUAGAGUGGCAGUUAUAGAAAAUGUUGCAGCUGUACUUGUUGCAGUGCCAAAAAAUAUAAUCGUAAAUGAAUUAUUUGAAACUAUCAUUGAAGUAAGGCUAUGGCUUUUAGAUUUGUCUCAAAAUAUGAUUAAUGGUGAUUGUGACAAAGAAUGCAGAAGUUUAGGUGCUAGCGUGGUAUCUUUAAUUGACUCCAUUAUGGGUUCCACAUUUGAAAAUUAAUUUUUAUCAGGAAUUUAAUAAGAUUUUUGAACAAUUGGAUUAUCAUCUGUUACAAAUCUUCUUACCCCUACAUCUACCAAUUCCAAAAUUCAAAUGUCAAGUAAUACAUCUGCACAAGUUGGUUCUACAUGGGCUUCUUCAGGAUUGAA